AUGAGUCGACGGUUUAAACAAAACACCUUACCAGGUCAUUCGUUUUCUGACAAAGAUGCCCUUUGCUAUUUCAAAGAGCUGUCAGACCAUUUGCUGUACCUUAUCAACAACGAUGAUGAUGAAAACUUUGCAUCUCAUUAUUCAGUACUUGGCGAAGUGUUAUGCUACUCACAGGCAUAUGGUAACUAUGGUAAACUAUGGAGAGAUACGUUCUACCAUUGCCAUCCAGGGAAACCUUUGGAAGAGUGUCUCGCCAUGGCUUUAAGAUUACCUCCAAUGGGCGUAUACAUAUUGGAGAGGGUGGCGCACUGCUACCAGUUCAGUGACAAAAAGGAUGAAGCCAUUAAACUUUAUGAAAAUUCAAAGUGGGAUAAACGUGAUCUAACCUAUGAGUACUUGAGUUACACAAAUGACGUGUCGAAAGAUGAUCAAAGAAACGCCAUCUCUCGAGCAUUCAAGCGAUGGAGUGACGUCACGCCAUUGACAUUCACUGAAGUGACCGAUGGCGGCGCUGAUAUUAGCUUAGACUUUGUCGUUGGUGAUCAUGGAGAUGGAGACGCGAACGCUUUCAACAGGAAAGGGGAGGUCAUGGCGCACGCGUACCCACCCGGAAAUGGUGACAUCCACUUCAACGACCUUGAGAAUUUUGCUGUAGAUUCCGGCACGGCCGAUGGAAUCGAUCUGGAGUGGGUAGCCACGCAUGAAAUCGGACAUAGUCUGGGCCUGGGGCAUUCUGAAUACCAUAAGUCGGUCAUGCAUUCAAAGUACCCGGGGUACAUUUCUAAUCUUCAGCUUACGCGGGAUGACGUCAAUGGCAUUCAAGCCAUAUAUGGUAAAAAUAAAUAUUAUGUACCCAUGUUUCCAUCGCACAGCAGUCAAGCUCCCGACAUAUGUAAAUGUAGUUUCGAUGCUAUAAUAACGGCUAAUGUAUACAAAGACACAUAUGUAAUCAAGAAAAGGCACAUCUGGAAACUCAAUGAACACGGCGUGGUUGACACGUAUCCACGCAAACUAUCGGAAACAUAUAAUUAUCUUCCUGGUAACAUCGAUACGGGAUUCACAUCGUACUGGUCAAACAGAACAUAUUUCUUUAGAGGUGACCAAUACUGGCGGUACUAUGGCUACAUACUAGAACCUGGUUACCCCAAAUCUACCAACGCGACGGGAAUUCCCCGCCGCCCCGAUGCUGCUCUCGUCUGGCCAGGGGAUGCCUCUUAUUUAAUCUAUUUCUUCAAGGGUCCCCGUUACUACAUCUGGAGUGAGUACGACGAAACCAUAAUUCCGGGGGGCGUCGGCUUAAUCAGUGACCGUUGGAGUGGUCUUCCUAAGCACUUUGACACUGCCUUCAGCAGAGACGGCGAUACGUUUUUUGUGAAACGCGAUAAAUAUUGGCUUGUGAAAAACGGUGACUUAAAAGUUUCUGAAGGGUAUCCUCGGUCGACUUCAGAUGAUUGGUUGAACUGCGUUUGA
This is a messenger RNA of Saccoglossus kowalevskii, 1470 nucleotides long. Its product is annotated as matrix metalloproteinase-19-like. Gene Ontology annotation, molecular function: metalloendopeptidase activity; zinc ion binding. Gene Ontology annotation, biological process: extracellular matrix organization; collagen catabolic process; proteolysis. Lineage: Eukaryota; Metazoa; Hemichordata; Enteropneusta; Harrimaniidae. Gene Ontology annotation, cellular component: extracellular matrix. The record is from RefSeq and is a predicted model, not a curated record.